GUUGACAGUUGACUGAUAAUUAUUAAUUAUUAUUAUUAUUACGAAAUGUUAAUGUUCAUUUUAUUAAAAUUUAAUUAUAAACUUAUAGCUACGACUAUUUAGUAAUAAUUUGUAUUGUACAAAUAAAUUCGAUUUUGGUAUCUCAGAUUUGUCAUUGUACUUAAACAUGACGUCCAUUAUUAAAUUUUAUACAUUAUCGGGUUCUAUGGAUGAAUCUCCACCUUGUUACCUAUUACAAAUAGACGAAUUUAAGUUCCUUUUAGAUUGUGGUUGGGAUGAACGUUUCAGUAUGGGUGUAAUCAACAAAUUAAAAAGAUACAUACAUCAAAUAGAUGCGGUUUUGUUAUCUCAUCCAGAUCAAUUUCAUCUAGGCGCUCUCCCGUACCUUGUUGGAAAAUGUGGUCUUAAUUGUCCAGUUUAUGCCACAAUCCCUGUUUAUCAAAUGGGUCAGAUGUUUAUGUAUGACUUGUACCAAUCUUUGUACAACGUGGAGGACUUUGAAUUAUUUAAUUUGGAUGACGUCGAUGCAGCUUUUGAUAAAGUUGUUCAAGUUAAAUACAACCAAGUUAUUACAUUAAAAGGUAAAGGAAUUGGGAUGAGUAUAGUGGCUUUACCAGCUGGGAAUAUGGUUGGUGGAACUAUAUGGAAAAUAUCAAAAGUAGGGGAAGAAGAUAUUGUUUAUGCAGUGGAUUUUAACCAUAAAAAAGAAAGGCAUUUAAAUGGCAGUGAUUUAGAAAAACUCACUCGUCCAUCGUUAUUAAUUUUGGAUUGUUUUAAUGCCGCUUACUCUCAGGCCAGGCGAAGAUCUAGAGAUGAAACACUCAUGACUACUAUUCUGACUACACUUCGAAAUAAGGGUAACGUUUUAAUAGCUAUAGACACUGCAGGACGGGUUUUAGAAUUAAUGCACAUGUUAGAUCAGUUAUGGCGCAAUAAAGAAUCCGGUCUCUUCGUUUAUUCAUUGGUAUUCUUAACUAAUGUAAGCUAUAACACCGUAGAGUUUGCAAAAUCACAAAUUGAAUGGAUGAGUGACAAAUUAAUGAAAAGUUUUGAAGGUGCGAGGAAUAAUCCUUUUUUUUUUAAACACGUUAAACUAUGUCACAAUAUAAAUGAUUUGAAUAAAACAUCAGACCCUAAAAUUGUGCUGGCUAGUAGCCCUGAUCUAGAAAGUGGAUUUUCACGAGAGGUGUUUCUCAAGUGGGCAUCUAAUCCGAUAAAUAGUAUAAUUCUUACUCAUAGAACGGCUCCAGGCACAUUAGCUCGUGAUUUGAUUGAUUUUGGGGGCAAUAGAAGUAUCAAAGUGAGAAUUAAGAAACGAAUACCAUUGGAAGGUAGAGAACUAGAAGAUUUUUAUGCGAAACAUAAUGUUGUCAAUAUGGAUAUUGGUAAAGUUAUUCAAGAAAGUUCUGAUUCUGAAGACGAACUUGUACCACUGCAAGAAAAAUCUGAUUUAUUAGAAGAUGCUGAUAAAUUAAAAAUGAGAAAGUCAACGAAGAAAGAGGUAGCUCUGAUGUUUCCUUAUUAUGAAGAAAAAUGCAAAGUUGAUGCUUAUGGCCAAAUAAUCAAACAUGAAGAUUACAUAAAGUUUGAUAAGAGUUGUGUAAAUGGUACAAAUCCAGAUGGACAGAAUGAGACUGCAAAUGACAAAGAAGAAGUUGAUCUAUUGGAUCUUCCCUCCAAGUGUGUGGAUUGUGAACAAAUUAUACACAUAGCCUCAAAAAUUGUACAUAUAGAUUUCGAAGGCCGUUCAGAUGGUGAAUCUUUAAAACAGAUUAUACUUUCGCUAAGACCAAGACGAUUGUUAUUAGUAAGAGGUUCUGCGUUGAGCACCAAGACUGUUUCGAAUUUCACUAAAGUUUUUUCAGAUAGCAAAGUCUUUGCACCUAAAGUUGGUCAAUGUUUAAAUGUCACAACAGAGUCACAUAUUUAUCAAGUACGGUUGACCGAUGAAUUACUUUCGACUGUUCAAUUAAAAAAAGGUCAGAAUGGAGGGGAGUUAGCAUUUAUUAAUGCAAGAUUAAAGCUAAAAGAUGAUGUAACAGAUGAAAAUGCUAUGGAAAUUGAUGGAAAUCAACCUGAUAAACCAUUAAGAAUGGAUGAUCGGUUUUAUACACUAGAACCAUUACCAAAAUCAGAAAUAACAUCUCAUAAGACAAUAUUCAUCAAUCAUCUAAAAUUAUCAGAUUUCAAACAAAUAUUAUCUAAGAACAAUAUAUCCUGUGAACUAUCUGAGGGUGUUCUAUGGUGUUGUAAUCGUACUGUGUGUGUUCGUAGAAAUGCAUCAGGAAAAGUUCUGGUAGAAGGUGUAAUUAGCCGAGAUUACUAUUUAAUUCGUGGUCUUCUUUACAAUCAAUUUAUAGUAAUAUGAGAAUUGUUACAAAGAAAAAUACUAUUGGGCAUAUAUAACAACUUCUCCUUCAAGGAUUACUUUAUUUAUAAAGAAAUACAAAUAAUAAAUAUGUACCACAUUUUAUUUUAUACAAUAACACUUUAAAUG
Adelges cooleyi (spruce gall adelgid) is the source of this 2497-nucleotide messenger RNA. RefSeq names its product probable cleavage and polyadenylation specificity factor subunit 2 (gene CPSF2). Gene Ontology annotation, cellular component: mRNA cleavage and polyadenylation specificity factor complex. The transcript is spliced from 15 exons. Bases 167 to 2368 code for a protein of 733 amino acids. Gene Ontology annotation, biological process: mRNA 3'-end processing by stem-loop binding and cleavage. The record is from RefSeq and is a predicted model, not a curated record. Lineage: Eukaryota; Metazoa; Arthropoda; Insecta; Hemiptera; Adelgidae. Gene Ontology annotation, molecular function: RNA binding.